Messenger RNA from Racocetra fulgida, 541 nucleotides. NCBI's taxonomy places the organism in Eukaryota, Fungi, Glomeromycota, Glomeromycetes, Diversisporales, Gigasporaceae. The record is from the annotation of a GenBank genome assembly.
AUGUAUAACCCUGUAAUUGAAAUAGCAUAUCUUAUUGAUUCUAGAUUUCAAGGAAAAACUUUAAAUAAUGAUAUUAUGACAACAGUAUCUAAUUUUGUUCAAAAACAUUAUCCUGAAACUUGUACUAAAAUCUAUAGUCAAUUAUUAGAAUAUUUAAAUCAUUCAGGACCUUUUAAUAAUACUAUGGCAUGGGAAUCAGUUAAUAGUGUUGAUCAAUUAACAUGGUGGUCUGGAAAAUUUUCAAACUCAGCUCCUGAACUUGUUCAAUUUGCAAAAAGAAUUUUAACAAUACCUACAUCAUCUGCAGCAGCAGAGCGUAAUUGGUCUAAUUUUAGUUAUAUACAUUCAAUAAAACGAAAUAGACUUAAACCAUCAAAUGUUUUUAAACUAGUUUAUAUAUUUAGUAAUAGUAAACUAAAUAAUUCUUAUAAUACUAAAAAAGAAUUAUUUAGUAAAAAAAUUGAAAUUGAUAAUAUAGAUUGUUUUGAUAUUGAUAAAUUUGAUUUAGAAAAUGAUUUUUGGGAAGAUAUUUUUUAUGAUA